UUAGAGAAGCAAGCAAUGUCAGGCAUGGAAGGAGACAAAUAUCGUUCUUAUUUGCAUGGAGAAGGUGAGCUCAACACCAGUUGGAGAUAUGGAGGACCUCCAAAUUAUGAUAUUGUAAACAAGCUCUUCGAAGACGAAAGAACUAAGGUAUGGCCUCCUGGAUCAUUGGAAGAGAAAGUGCAGAACCUUGUAAAGUCAUGGGAAAUGGAGAUUUUCCACAAGGCAUCCCUCGAAGUUUUCAAAACAAUUGACGUAAACAAAUACACAUUUAGCUUAAAUGGUAUUAAAAAGGAAAAAAAAGAAAAAAUGAAAAACCAGAAGCUGAAACAUUGAUUUUCACAAUUGCUGUUGUGAAUUAAAAACAUUAAUGAUGGUUUGAUGAUGAUGGAAAUAAAGAAGCUGGGAGGAGGAUACAACCCACAAUUACAAACGUCCCUUCCUGAAGAACUAAGAUGUUACGAUCCUGAAAAAGAAACAGAUGAAUCAUCUCAUAAGGCAUUCGUAACAACGUUCCCAAGAGGCUUUGCCUUUGAGGUUCUUAAGGUUUAUACCGGACCUCCUGAGAUUGUCCUCAAGUUUAGACACUGGGGUUACAAUGAAGGUCCUUUCAAAAGUCACGCACCUACUGGAGAUUUGGUGGAGUUUUACGGAGUAGCCAUCUACCGGGUGGAUGAAGGUAUGAAAAUUGGGAGAGUGGAGUUCUUCUAUGAGCGAGGAGAAUUGCUUGGUGGUCUCCUGAAAGGUGCUGCCAUUGAUAGCUCUGCUAUGGAGGCAGCUUCAAGUUGUCCAAUUCUGAGGAACACGGGCUAGAAUUAUUCCCAAAUUUCGUUUUAACUUUAUGUAAAAUAAAUACAACUUGGGGUUACCUCUUUGUCGCUUAAAAUGAAUAGCCACUUGCUGGUUCCUACUUCCUUGUCCAAAUUUGUAUGUUGUUAAAUAAGCAAGUUCCCUAGACAUGGAACAAAAGCUUUCUAUUAUCAUCUUUUCUUUUAAGGUUUCGUAUGGAUGAAAGGUUGUUACACAAGUUAAUGCAACA
Messenger RNA from Gossypium raimondii (Peruvian cotton), 1036 nucleotides. Its product is annotated as pathogen-related protein. Bases 379 to 810 code for a protein of 143 amino acids. The record is from RefSeq and is a predicted model, not a curated record. NCBI's taxonomy places the organism in Eukaryota, Viridiplantae, Streptophyta, Magnoliopsida, Malvales, Malvaceae. The transcript is spliced from 3 exons.